Molecule: messenger RNA, 2112 nt
Organism: Rhodotorula toruloides NP11
Lineage: Eukaryota; Fungi; Basidiomycota; Microbotryomycetes; Sporidiobolales; Sporidiobolaceae
Product: Origin recognition complex, subunit 5
Exons: 5
Coding region: 1-2112 (703 amino acids)
Biological process (GO): DNA replication initiation; DNA replication
Cellular component (GO): nucleus; nuclear origin of replication recognition complex
Molecular function (GO): DNA replication origin binding
Source: RefSeq, a predicted model, not a curated record
AUGGCACAGGCUGCCGUACCGCCGCUGCCCUCGCUCGCCGCUUUCCUCGAGCGCUUCUCCGCCCUCGUCUUCUCCCCCUUCUGUCCGCCAUCCAUCUUCGUCCACUCGCCCAGUGACUCGCCCAUCUUGCUGCCAGCCUUGCAGCAAGUGCUCAAUUCCGCCAUCCAGCCGUCCGAUGCGCCCGCGAGCGACCCGCCCACAGUCGAGCAACUCCUGCCCAAAGUCGCGCACCUCGACCUCUCGGAAGUGCACUCUGUCAAGGCUGCUUUCGACCGAAUCUUGAGCCAGCUAAGUGGGUGGGAGCUUGCAGACGGAACUGCUUGGGAAGAGCGAGACGGCGGGAUCAAGGGUUGGGAUGGCAGUAUGGACGGGAUCAAGGUCGUCAAGCGGCGAAAGACGAAGCGGAAGGCGGGUCAGGCUCUCGAAGGCAGGACCGCAAAGCGCGCGCGGCGAGAAGACUCGGAGGAUCUUUAUGCGGCGCCGGACGAAGAUGCGGGGGAGGCGGAGGACCCGGAUGACGGAGACGAGGCGGAGUGGACGCUCGAAUGGGACGCCGACGCUCGCGCUGCGGCCGACAAGCCGACUCUUGCGCCACUGCGGAACACCGUCGACGCCAUCCACCACUCCUUGCGGACCAUCUACUCGGCUUCGUCUUCUGGUGACUCCUUCACCACCGAUCUACUCGCGGACCCGACAUCUGUCGACAAUCUGCCUCGCCGACGGUUCAUCCUCGUCGAGCACGGCGAGCUGCUGAGCGAAGUUGCGGGAGGUUCGGGUACUGGCGGGGGAGUAGCGAGGGAAACGGGCGUCGGCUUGACCUUCGCGAGCACUAUGCACAGGUUGGCGGAGCUCACGGGCUUGCCGAUCACGACCAUCCUCGUCUCGAAGCUGCCUUGGCGGAAAGCGCGAGAAUCGAUGGUCGGGCUGGUCUCGCCAGAAAUCCUGACGUUUGAGGACAUCUCCGCCGCAGACACGGUUACCCUCCUCACCGACCGCUUCGCCGCCUCUCCCGCCUCGCAUCCUUGCGAAGCUGACGCGCUCGACCACGACCAGCUCGUCGAACUUUUCCGCUCGCUCGCCCUCAUCGUCAAGACGACGUUUGGUAAGGCUGUCAACGAUUUCGAGGACUAUGCGUACCUGUGCACGAAGUUCUGGCCGCGGUGGAAAGACGUGAGGGAGAAGAGCAAUCCUCCCAUCGCACCAAGCGACACGGCUCGACUGUCCAUCGCCCUCAAGAGCGACUUUGCACAAGAACUCGACCGGCUCUUCCUCCCACGCUUGUCGCAGGCGGCGCCGACGAGUGCUCCGGCCGCACCUACUGCUUUGACCGCGGCAGCGCAGGCAGCACCGGUGCUCGGCUUCACCGGUACCAUCUCUGCCUUGCCUAAGCAACCGACCUACCUCGACUCGCCAGCCAAGACCGGCAACGACUUCUUUGCCUCGGCUUCUACUUCAGCCUCGCCUGCCCGACCAUCGUACCAGGACGACCCCUUCGCAGCGCCCGCAGGGCCAUCAACACCAAUCCGCAAACACGCAGUCUCGGCAGCGAACGUCUCCUCCGGCUCUGGCAACCUCUUCUCGCCCUCUUCCGCCACGACCAGCCGCAACAGCAUCUCGCAACUCUCGCUGGCCAAGUCGCUACCGAUCGCGUCGCGCUACCUCCUCAUUGCAGCCCACUUCGCCGCCAACAAUCCGCCGAAGAGCGAUGUCAGGAUGUUCGUGAGGGUUGAUGAGCUCGAGGGUGUGGCGAAGAAGGGCAAGAAGGCGAGGAAGGCGAGCGCGAAGAAGGCGGGGCAGAGUCCGACAAAGGGCUCCGCCUCUGUCCUCCUUCGCGGCGGCAAGUCGUUCGCCUACGAGCGCCUGAUCGCCAUCUUCGAAUCCAUCGUCGACUUGCGCCUCGAAUACGCCCUCGGGACCACCUCUAUCGCCGGCCAAGUCCAGACACUCCUGCACCUGCGCCUCCUCUCGCGCGCUUCGAGCGAGAACAACACGGAGAAGAUCCUCGACGGCGUCAAGCUCAAGUGCGGGCUGGCGAGGGACACGGUGGAUGCGCUGGCGGUCAGCGUUGGCUGGAAGGAGUGGAAGGAGAGGCUUGUUGGCGACGACUCCUAA